Mycena citricolor is the source of this 2621-nucleotide messenger RNA. The record is from the annotation of a GenBank genome assembly. Lineage: Eukaryota; Fungi; Basidiomycota; Agaricomycetes; Agaricales; Mycenaceae.
CCAGCGUCCGAGUUUCCGACUACCAGCAUCCAGCCUUUGCUCUGGGCUCCGUGCGUCCUAUGCAAAGGGCCGCAUGGCCCCUCAUCUCCCCCAGAAAGCCCUCUAGCUUUUACCUCCGUCCUCACAACAGAACAUUUGUCGCAACGGCCCGGUACUUCAAUCUUUCGGAUGGAUUGGAUGAAGUCAAUGGGUCCUCAUUGGUUGGCGCGUUACAACGUCCAUCACCAAAGACCACCUCACUCGAGACAGACUCGUUACCACAGAAAGCGCAUCUUUUUGACGCCCUCUCCUCUUCAAAUAGCGCGUUGCAGGGUCUUCCCCAAUCUUCACUCGACAUCCUCGCCCAAGUCGACCGUACUCUUCCGGCUAUAUUGGGAGAAGUCGAAACUGACUCGACAUCCAUAUUCGAGGACUGCACCUCAGAAGAAUAUACGGUCGUUGUCAACGCCUUCCACCCCCCCGCUCCGACCUCUUCCCAAACUCUCGAGUCUCUUGUCUCCCAGGAGCAGGAUUAUACUCGAGCGCUGCGUCUACUGGACGAGUUGCAGGCCGUAGGGACUAUCAUCCCUCGUUCACCUAUCUAUGCAGACGCGGCCGUCGCUGUCUUGAAUGCGACUCCCAAGACGGAGGACGAGGCAGCCAACCAAGUACAUAUGUUGACCCAGUGGGUCUCGCUCCUCCCUGGUGCAGAAGCGCCGGAAGCAUUUCGCUCUGUGUGGGAGCACUUGUGCACUUCGACUUUGGACUCAGUCCGAGUCUAUUCAGCGCUUGCGCUUCUCGGUGUCGAAAAAGGCUUCGCGAAUGAGGUUUCUGCGACCGCCAUGCGUCUGAUCAGCACGCAGGGCGACCUGUCGAGCAUCAAGUACGGCCUAGAGGAGAUCCCCAUCCGGCACGAACGAUACCUCAAAAACUCCAGAUGUACCCAAGCUAUACCCAAGUUGGUCUCCACACUUCGGACGCAGAUCCUGUCAGUCGCCAUCCAGACAUUGGCGAGGGAAGAAAGAUUCGACGAUGCUAUACAACUUGUGCCAGAUCCACUGGAAACGAAUCUGCAUGCCACUCCCUAUGCGUACAACUAUCUCAUCCACAAGUUGCGCGCAACGAAGAACGACGCCUAUCUACCUUAUAUCCAAUUUGUGGCACAGCACAAGUCCGUCGCCCGACUCAAGUCAACGGCAAUUCGCAGGUGCCAUCCUGAACAGCUUGGGUUGUGCAUCCGGUCGCUCGCACAUGCUAAUCGAACGGAUCUGGCCACCGUUCUCCUAGAAGAGGUCGUCCACCUCCGAGUCCCGAUAGGCCUUCGCACCUACACGUUCCUGCUGGAAAGGCUGAGGGCUGCGUCGGGUGACGAUGUUGUCAUUCAACGAAUUGCAGAACUUGCCGAGUCGGCGCAGCCUGACGAUUCGAGCCAGAGUCCCGACUUCGAUUACGGCAAAUCCGUUCAGGUGCUGACACGAUGUUGGUCACUAGACGAUGCUCUUGCACUAGUCUAUCUGUAUCAUCAAAACACCCCCUCUCCGCUCCGUUCCAUCCUUAACAAACUGUUGUGGAGACUGUCCGCAUCCUUUGAUCCUGCAUACGCCAAGGACAUUGCGAGGCUGACCAAGCUGGCCAAACCACCAUCAAAGUCGGUACCGGAGCCAUCACUUCAGUACUGCUUGUCUCUCAAAGCAGGCCAAACUUCUGCGUCUGAUCUAGCAGCCUAUCUGCGGCUUCUGAAAGCGCGUUAUCAAGCGCCGAACCCGCACGGGAUUCCACAGGUGCAUGUUGUAUCGCAUUUCCUCCAUCUGUGCCUGGCCAGCGACCGGCUGCGUGCUAUAUCUCUUCUGCGCAGUGUUGCCUUCAAGCGGAAGGCGUCUAGGCUCUCGUUCAUCAUUGGGCAGAUGGUCUACCAGGAACGCUGCGGCAGACCUGAUCUCGUGCUCAGGAUAUUCGCUUCCCAUUUCCAUCUGUCUGGCGUUCCCCGGGACUCUGUUUUGCUUCAGCUCUCGCAUCUGCCGGAAGUGGAUCCAGCGGACUCGAUUUGGAUAUCUCGUCGACAGGUCAAGCUCCAUCCGCGGCCGGAAAUCACCGCUGUGGUUUGGCGGGCGCUGCUCAAAUUGAUACAGGACCACAGCUCUCUGGAGAACCUGUAUCGCUCUUUGCUGGGGGCAGCCCGGACGGGAAAUGCGGAGAGCCCGGUCCAGGCUGGUGGAAUGACAACCGUCCCUCUCAGGAUACAUCCUCACGCAAUGACACCCUUCAUCCGACGACUGGAAGAUGCCUUCGGGGGCGAUCGUGGGGUGCAAGCGGUUCGCGAGAUGAUUCAAGCUGGGGUUCGACCCACGAUUGGACACUGGACCGAAUUGGGUCGGCUGUAUGCAAGGAGAGGCGAUGUCAAGCAAGUCAUGACCGUAUUGGAUCAAGUCGAGUUGUCUGCCACCCAGAACCUUCUUGAACUCGACGUCACCUUCUAUGCCAAUUUGAUCCGUGCAUUGCUCGAUCGGAACAGCGUCCGAGAAGCACAAAUCGUCGAGCAACGGUUGCUGGCGAGCUUUGAACAUCGUGCUGAGCCGGAAUCCAGUCUAAGUAAAUUCCUUCAUUCGCUCCGAAGGGACAUCCAACAGGCGCAGGUGUGUUGA